Molecule: messenger RNA, 1304 nt
Organism: Nematolebias whitei (Rio pearlfish)
Lineage: Eukaryota; Metazoa; Chordata; Actinopteri; Cyprinodontiformes; Rivulidae
Product: zinc finger and SCAN domain-containing protein 31
Exons: 3
Coding region: 297-1304 (335 amino acids)
Biological process (GO): regulation of DNA-templated transcription
Molecular function (GO): DNA-binding transcription factor activity, RNA polymerase II-specific; RNA polymerase II cis-regulatory region sequence-specific DNA binding
Source: RefSeq, a predicted model, not a curated record
AAGAAGAAACGGGUCACGUGACAUCCGAAGCUAGCAUGUUUGUUGAACUUGGAGCUGCUGUGUUCGGGUCUGCGAGCAGAAUCUUGUAGUUGUUCCAGUCAGUGUCUUCAGUUCUUGUCUUGAGAUGCAGACUGCUGCUGCUGAAGAAAUAUUCUGAGUGUUUGGGAGAACCCUGGUCCGGAACCAGAGAUCGACCAGCUAGAAACAACGAACAGAACAGAACAGAACUCCCACACUUUCUUUGUAAGGAGAUUUGUACUGGACAGCAGCUCUGUAACCAGGACAGCAACUCCAGGAUGGAUCAUGGAGAGCCAGAAUCGUUGGAAUUUAAAGAGGAACUGGAGGAACCAGAACCUCCACAGAUUAAAGAGGAAUUUGAGAAACCAGAGCCUCCACAGAUUAAAGUGGAAUUUCAGAAACCAGAGCCUCCACGGAUUAAAGAGGAAUUUAGGGAACCAGAAUUUCCCUGGAUUAAACUGGAAAUUGAAGAACCAGAACCUCCACAGAUUAAAGAGGAACUUGAGGAACCAGAACCUCCAAAUAUUAAAGAGGAACUUGAGGAAACAAAGUCCCCACAGAUUAAAGAGGAACCAGAAACUCCUCAGAUUAAAGAGGAAUUUAAGGAACUAGAACUUCCCUGGAUUAAAAUAGAAAUUGAAGAACCAGAACCUCCACAGAUUAAAAAAGAUUUAAAGAUACCAGAACUUCCACUGAUUAAAGAGGAAUUUAAGGAACCAGAAUUUCCCUGGAUUAAUAUGGACAUUGAAGAACCAGAAUUUCCACAGAUUAAAGUGAAACUUGAAGAAUCAGAACCUCCACAGAUUAAAGAGGAACUUGAGGAACCAGAACCUCCACAGAUUAAAGAUGAACACAAAGAGCUCUGCAUCAGCCAGGAGGAAGAACUGCUGGUUUUAAAACAGAAGACCUGUAUAAUGAGUCAAACUGAUAAAGAAAGUUCUGACAAUAAAACAGAAUCAAAUAGCAAAGACAAUGUUUUUGAAGCGAAGAGCCGAAAUCAGGAAGGAAGCUCUAAAACCAGUAACGGGUUGUUAAAAUGUAACAUUUGUGGAAAAACCUUUCAUAAGGCCAGUUUAUUGAAGCGACAUCACAUUACUCACACAGGUGAGAGACCAUAUCCCUGCACUGUAUGUCAGAAAAGUUUUCGAAGUAAAAGUAAUAUGCAGCUCCACAUGAGAACACAUACUGAUGAAACACCAUAUUCUUGCAAAACGUGUGGAAAGGUUUUCAGAUUUCGAAGUGGUUUCAUGAUCCACACCAGAACUCACACUGGAGAAUGUGGUUAG